This is a messenger RNA of Xenopus tropicalis (tropical clawed frog), 3659 nucleotides long. RefSeq names its product SRY-box 13 (gene sox13). The coding region runs from base 628 to 2361 and encodes 577 amino acids. The record is from RefSeq and is a predicted model, not a curated record. Lineage: Eukaryota; Metazoa; Chordata; Amphibia; Anura; Pipidae. The transcript is spliced from 15 exons. Gene Ontology annotation, cellular component: nucleus. Gene Ontology annotation, molecular function: DNA binding.
AAUUAUAGGUUUGUACAUAUUACCCACUUAUCUGAUGCAUACGGAACUGAGAAGUUUCGAACUUCACCGAAGUGAACAAAUGAUAAAGUGUAAACAUUAAUUGUGAGCCCUAAACAUUUUUUUUUCUGCUACAGCUUCUAGCAUCCCUCAAAAGAUCAAGUUCAUUUGUUGUAUGGAGUUGUAGAUAAUUUCAGAUCUUUUUACCGAACAGUUGGCUGCAACUUGGGAAUUGUGCCUGAAGCAGGUUCUGAAUCUUUAUAACAGCAUUUUCAAUUUAUGGUUCUCCCCCCACAAGAACUACUACACCGCCGCAGAUUAGCAACUCCAGGUUCUGUUCAAAAUAAUGCAAUGUUUGACUAGUUCCGCACUCUCUCACGCAAACACUGCCUUACACACACAGUAGGGGGCGGGCAGGAAACUGCAAUUCCUUCCCAGGAGAGACACUCACACCCACAGAGAAAAACACGAGGGUGAGAUAGAGGGUUGCAGUUUACGGACGAUACUACUAAUAUUUGGUUUGUCAGAAAGGAGGCGGCGCGGAGAAUACCAGAUUUCCUCAUAUCAGAGGGUCAGGCUUUGCCAAGAAGUGCUUGUUGAAGAUACAACUUAAAUAGCAUGGUUGGUUAAAUGGAUAACUUACAGGGUGAGCUUGUAUCCUUUCCUGCAAGCCAGCAGGAGUGCAGAAUAUCUGCAAAGAUACCAGUCUCUCCAAGUGAAGGCAUAGAAGGACACUGCUUUAAAGUGGAGGAAGAUUAUGAAGAACCUGCUUUACAAUCUGGCACUCCCCCAUUCUUCACUAAACAGGAUUAUGAAUCUCCCCCUCAGGAUACUAAUGACUUAUGCGAACUUCAGGCUGACUCUUCUGGGUCUGGCAGAAAAGAGGAAAAUCUGCAGCUAAGCAAAACAGUGAGAGAUGCUAUGCCUGCCCUAGAGAAGUUGCUGUCUAAUGACUGGAGGGAAAUACUUCUAGGUAAUUCUGCUGUAGAAAUCAAAGAUUCAAAGGGUACCAAGGAAAGCCUGGCUGAGAAGGAGCUGCAGUUGCUUUUUAUGAUUCACCAAUUGACAAGAUUGAGAGAUCAGUUGCUCAGUGCACAUUCUGAGCACAGAAAUAUGGCAGCUAUGCUAUUUGAAAAACAGCAGCAGCAGAUGGAGUUGGCAAGGCAGCAACAGGAGCAGAUAGUGAAACAACAACAACAGCUGAUCCAGCAACAGCACAAGAUUAAUCUGUUACAGCAACAGAUUCAGCACGUAAACAUGCCAUAUGUGAUGAUUCCUGCCUUUCCCCCUGCUCAGACUGUAACAGCAGAUCCCCAGAUGUCACUUCCUAUACAGCCUAUUCCAUGCAAACCUGUGGAAUACCCAAUGUCACUUCUUCACAACUCCACAACAAGAGGCUCUGUAUCUGCCAAACGCCAGGAAACAUCCCAGCCUCUAAAUUUAACAGCGAAACCCACUGACCAGGUUCCCAACUCCAGAAGCUCUCCUAAAUACAGAAUGUCCCCAGUGGGCAGUCAAGGUGGCAGUAGCAUGGAUUCUGCAUCUAGCCCCCAGAAAGCCAAUUUACCACUGGGUUUUCUAGGAGAAGGGGAUGCCAUAACUAAAGCAAUUCAGGAAGCAUGUCAGCUGCUUCAUGGGCAGAACACAUCCCCAGAACAUCAUCAACAAAAGUACAGAAAGGAGCUUUUGGACACCCUGCCAGAGAAGGAGGUCCAGGAUGGGGCUUCUCUACAGCACACAGAAGAAUCUGUUUUAGGAUGCAACAUGGACAUAGAUGGAUCUCGUGGUAGUCAUAUUAAACGCCCCAUGAAUGCGUUUAUGGUAUGGGCAAAAGAUGAGAGGCGGAAGAUCCUGCAAGCAUUUCCUGACAUGCAUAAUUCUAGCAUCAGUAAGAUUUUAGGGUCUCGUUGGAAAUCUAUGAGUAACGCUGAGAAGCAGCCCUAUUAUGAGGAGCAAGCAAGGCUUAGUCGCCAACACUUGGAGAGAUAUCCAGACUAUAAGUACAAGCCACGCCCCAAACGCACUUGCAUUGUCGAGGGAAAGAGACUACGUGUGGGAGAGUACAAAGCUCUUAUGAAGAACCGCAGGCAAGACACAAGGCAAGGAUAUGUUAUUACGUCUAUAGGAGCUCUACAAUGUCCCCCUUCACCAUCUGGAUUCUCAUCACAGUCUUUGUUGGACAAUCUGUCACAGCUUCCUUCUUCUGACCACUACAAUCCCCAGGACUGUAACAUUCAAGUUGUUAAAAGUCAUCUUCUGGUGUCCCAUGAACCCCAUGGUGCAAUCCCUAUGGCCAAAGAUAUCUGUAGUGACUCUGAAGAUUCUGGAAAGAGUGAUGGGGAAUUGGUGGUAAUCACAGACUGAGGAAAAGAAAGAAAAAUCAGCAUUUAUCCUGUCACAAUUUAUACCUGUUUAUUAUUUCACACAUUAAAAGUCUACACUUGCACAUCAUCUCUGGAGGAUUUUUUUCAACUUGAAGAAGAAACUUGAAAGGAGUAAAAGCACUGUAUCUUAACAUAUAGGCAUUUUUUUUUUAAAGACAAUGAAAAAUGUAUCUAAGUUGAAGGAUUUUGUUAGAAUUCACAAAAAGCAGCAAUUUUACAAUGAAACAAGUAUAUUUUUUUUACUGUACAAGAAUUAUAGCCUCUGAUGUCGUCUGUUCACAUGUCCCAGAUCUGAUAUGACAGAAAUAAAAGUGACAUUAUGCCCUGCAUGCUUGCAUUUUGUUGGCCACCAUAUGCAUUUCUGAUGCAUCAGAGCUGGGAGAUGUGAAUGGAAGCUAUAACUUUUAGAAAGUAAACAAAAACAGUAAUACACCUGUCCACAAAAUUGCUGGUAUUUAUUCCCUUUAUGUUAAGAAGCAGGGAUUCUGUACGGCAUAGAGCUUAUAUGUUUUAACAUCUGUAGUACAGCAAGCUGCAGCUGGAUGACCGACAUCCUUUAAAGGUCUGUAACAAAAGUGCUGUUACAAUACAUCACCAAGCAUCACCAUGCUACUAGGCUAAUGUCACACAUUUUAAGUGUUAACUAAUGGUAAACUAGUAAGGUCUGUAUCACAUGGAAACUUGAUAAAAAAUAUUAUCUACAAUAUUACAAAGACAGUGAUGUGCAACAAUAUGCAAGCAGUGGGACAACCACUUGCCAUUCUGCAUGUUCUAAGGUCAGUUUAUGUAAAAAUGAUUUUCAUAAAAUGAUGUCUGUGUAGACCUUACAGAGGAUGGUGGUCAUAAAAGUUUCUUGGAUGGUGACACCCAGUCAGUGGGCCAGUUCGACAGCCCUAUUUUAAAGUAUACCAAUAAUCUAUCUGCAUAAUAGGAGUAUAGGUUUUGAUUACCUUUAUAGGAUUGGAUCUUUUUUGGAAUAAAAGAAGCCAUGUUUGUUGCCUACUUUAGUGAAUGUCAAAACUCAGAUGAACAGUCAUCUUUUUAUACCCCAAAGUGCCUUAUUGUAUAGAUGGAAAAGGAUAAGGCUGCCUCUUUAUCUGCAUACCUCAUAGAAAAGAUACAUACUCACUUGUAAGUAUGUAUUUUUUUAUUUUGUAAACAUGGAAAGGUCAUUUUUAACUUUUUUUUUAAUCAGAGUGUAACUUAAGCCAGAAUUAUUUUCCUGUGCCCUAAAUCUUUAUUGAGGAAGGAAGAAAAUAAACUGUUCAUUUUAUGUGA